Cryptosporidium muris RN66 is the source of this 468-nucleotide messenger RNA. RefSeq lists its product as uncharacterized. NCBI's taxonomy places the organism in Eukaryota, Apicomplexa, Conoidasida, Eucoccidiorida, Cryptosporidiidae. The record is from RefSeq and is a predicted model, not a curated record. The transcript is spliced from 2 exons. The coding region runs from base 1 to 468 and encodes 155 amino acids.
AUGACAUUUUUAGAAGCUGAAGAUUCUACAGAAAAUGACUUUAUAUUGAAAAGUUCUAAUUUAUAUAUAAAUUUCAUUAAUAAGCAUAUUAUAAGUAAUAACUCUUUAGUACAAGAAAACCUUUUAAUUAAUGAUAAUGAUAAUUUGGAAAGUUGUAAUUUUACCCAAAUUAAAAGUGAAAAUGUUUAUUCACAAGCUUAUGAAGAUCUUUGGAAUGAUUAUUUUAAAGCCUUAAGUAAAUAUAAUCAAAUAGACAAAAGUAAUGAUAAUUUUUCUGAAAAUAAAAUACUAGAAUGUAAAAUUAAAUAUGAAAAAUUUAAUGAUCUAAUUUGUAAAUUUAUAGCUAAUAAUGAUGAUAAAGUUGAAGAUUAUAAAUAUAAUUUUAUAAUUUCUGAGGAUAGUGUAAAUGAAGAGAAAUAUUCUAGAAGAGAAUUUAAAUAUUGGCUACUAUAUAAUAUAAAAUUUUGA